CAACGAUUUGGAAAAAAAGAAAACAGACAAAUAAAUAGGGCAGGGCCAAGCCCAAAUCGAAGAACUAGCGCGGGCAAAGGGAAGGAAGGCGGGAGCAAUUAUCCUCUUUGACCAACCAAUCUUCCCCUGCCGGACCUGGAAUGAUGGGCGGAGAUCCGGCGGUGGUCGUGGACGGUGGGUCUCGGGCCGGAUGCUAGAUGCUUCUCAGCAGAUCCGUCUGUUCUUGGGUCGCCCAGCUUCUCGCCUGCAUGGGAGCAGAGGUUGUCUUGGAUGCUGUGCUAAGCCCACUCCAAUUAUUGCAGUGGAUGAGCCCUCAAAGGGUUUGAAAAUCCAAGGCCGGACUAUUAAAAAAACCAGCGUGUCUGAGGAUUUUUGGAGUACGAGCACACAUGAGAUGGAAAACAGUGGAGUGCAGUCUCAGAGGAGCAUAUCUUCAAUUAGCACAUCAGUGCAAAACCUUGAUCACCAUGGAGCAGGAAGCGCCAGCAACGCUUCUGAAUUUGUGAAUCAUGGUCUUCUUCUCUGGAAUCAAACCAGACAGCAAUGGACUGGAAAUAGAAGGCCUGAGACCCGGCCGCAACAGGUCCGGGAACCCAGAUUAAGUUGGGAUGCGACAUAUGACAAUUUGCUGGGGACCAACAAGCCAUUUCCACAGCCCAUCCCUCUAUCUGGGUGGGGGGGGGGGCUUGCUUCUUGUGGUGGCAGGAGAUGGUAGAUUUCCUUGUGGACGUCUGGGAGCAGGAGGGUAUGUAUGAUUAGGCAAAACAAGUUUCUUUAGAUGUUGUGUGGACCGUCAAGCAGAUGGGGACUCCUGGAGAUGGACUUCGAUAGUGCUACGGACGAAGGGUAUCCCUUCCACAUCAAUUGUUAUAUGUAUGCUACCGCUGAUAUCUUUAUAGUUAUUCUCUUCUUAAUGUCCUCCAUCCUCUUGUAGCAAGUUAUCUCUUCAGCAUUGUCGUGAGCCUUAGAGCAGGGCUUCGCCCUGCUUAGCCUUAUUGUAUGUUUCACCGAUUGACAAGUUGCUAGACUGGUGUCAUCACCUUCUGCUCGGCACAAAGCUAUUUCAUGGCA
Molecule: messenger RNA, 1071 nt
Organism: Phoenix dactylifera (date palm)
Lineage: Eukaryota; Viridiplantae; Streptophyta; Magnoliopsida; Arecales; Arecaceae
Source: RefSeq, a predicted model, not a curated record